ACUCGAAAAGUCUGUCAGUCUGAUCGAAAGUCUCGCCGACGCGUCGGUGUGCCAGUCACAUUCCCUUUUCAGGCGUUCCGCAGCAACUAAAUGCAAUAGCUUGGAAACGAAACGCUUCUGUUGAAUUUGAAACGUUAAAGUGUUCGGUGGUGCGCAGUUGGGUAAUUUUUUUGUGAAGCAGCUGGCUACCGACGGCAAAACAAGCGAAUGGAAAACAAAGCAUUAACGUGUAACAAAGUGACUUGAAAAUAAACAAUAGCAUUCUCUGCUACAAAUUGGCGCUUGGCCAAGCAGACAGAUUUUUUAAAGUUUUUAGCAAACAACAACAACAACUAAAAAGUGUCUUCUUCCACUCAUAUGUAUGUGUAAGUGUUUGGGUGAAUAGCGCGCGCAGCCGAAAACAACAAUUUAAGAUAUUUAGCCUAUGCGACUCUGUGUUUGUGUGUGUAAAUGUGCUCUUCUGCUUUUUUGUUUUGCAACAACGUUGAUGUCAGCGGCGACAUUUGCACGCAUAGCACAACGUUGGGCACAGUGGGUCGCACACUGGUGAACGAGGCAAACAAUUUUUGGAAUCAUCAUGUAUGGCACGUGUGAUAAGCUAAUGAACCACUGUGCGAGAACAAAAUAAAAUGGAAAUGAAACGAGUAGCAACAACAAGCAGGCAGGAAGUGUGAACGUGAAACGUUUGUGAAGAGAUUAAAGUGCGCACAACAGUGCGUAUGAUUGAUAUCAUAAAAAGCAGAAAUUACGCGUAAAAUGCCAAAUGCAAACGUGUGAAAAGUUGAAAAUGAAAAGAAAAAAAUAACAAUAACUAAAUGAAAUCGUAUUGUGUAUUCUCUAUAAAUAUUAAGCAUAAAGUCUCUGAAAAGAAAAUUGUGCACAAGUCAAAGAAAACCAAAGUUUAAAAUAAUGGAAAAUACAAGGAGCGUAAGUCCGCGUGAUUGUCGCGUCACCAGAUCAGGCAUGACGCCUACACGACGCCCACAACAGAGUCCUAGACGACAGCAACAACAGCAGCAGCAACAACAACAACAACAACAACAACAGCAGCAACAAAUAGGCGAACAAGCAGCAUGCGAUGAACAACAAAUUAAUCAAACUAAAACCAAAACAGCAACAGCUCCGCCAGGUGGAGCUAAAGUGAAAACAACGGCUGCUCAGCAGCAGCAUCAACAACAACAGCAGCAGCAACAUCAGUUUCGUGCGCCCGCACAGCAGCAGCAAGGCGGCAAGCAAAAGAGCAACAACAACAACAACAGCAGCAGCAACAGCAGUAGCAACAACAACAACAGCAGCAGCGGCAGCGGCAGCGGAAACAAGGCGUGGAGCAAACGCCAGCAUAAAACUGGCGGUAAAUACAACGCCAGCGCAUGUGUCGGCGCUAAUGCGCAGCAACAUCAUCACCAUCAGCAUCAUCAUCAUCAUCAUGCCAAUGGCAGUGGCUCUGCCGCGGCUGCUGCUGCUGGCGGCGUCGGCGCUAACGUUGGCGCUGCAGCGGCUGCCAGUGCUGCGGCUGCUGCUCACAAAGCGGAUCUGGAGAACAUACAGCACAAUAAGAAUCAAAUUGCUGCACAUGCUCAUGGCGGCCCGCAUCAUCUCAACGCUUCACAUCACAGCGGUGGAGGCGGCGUUGGCGUUGGCGGCGCCAGUGGUGCUGGUGGUGCUAACAACAGCAAUCAUCAUCAUCAUAGUCACAAUACGCGACUGGCACAGAUUGCGGCCGCCGCUGUGGGCAAUAUACCGCAAAUGGAUUCAAAAUUGGGACAUGGCGGUCAUGGUCUGAAAGGACAGCAGCAAAUGUACAAGAAGAUGCUGUCCCAUAGAGGUCAUCACCAUGUGCUGUGCGCUGGCAACAAUGCGAAUCACACUUGCUGCCUGGUCACAGGUUGCAACGGCAGUGUUGCCUCGGGCGGUGGUGGCGGGGGAAAGGACAAGCAAAGUAACGCAGACACCAGCUCACUCAGCGGGAACAGCAGCAUUAUUUCCAGCAAUGCCGCAGCGGCGGCAAAUUCUGUGCACUACUGCUGUGGCAGGUCCAAGUUCUUCUUGCCGGAGAAGCGACUGCGCAAAGAGGUGAUAGUGCCGCCAACAAAGUUUCUGCUGGGUGGCAACAUCUCGGAUCCGCUGAAUCUGAACUCAUUGCAAAAUGAGAAUACAUCGAAUGCCUCGUCGAGCAACAAUACGCCGGCAACAACGCCGCGGCAAUCGCCGAUAACAACGCCGCCCAAGGUGGAAGUGAUAAUACCACCAAAUAUUCACGAUCCGCUGCAUUUGCUCGAUCCAGUGGACUCUAUGGAGUACGAGAAGCAGCUCACUUCGCCCAUGAAGCGUGGCGGCGUGCUGACACGCAACAGCCAUUUGAAGCUGCAGCAGCAGCAACAACAGAUGCACUAUCGACAGCACAGACCGCGCAAGAAUCGCAAGAGGAGGCGUUUCGAUUCCAAUAAUACCUCCUAUGGUACGGACGAUGGCAAAAGCGCUGCUGAGCUGGGCGCUGAGCCGUCGACGCUUUCCAUUUCACUUGGUGAUGUGCCAGCUGCAGCUGCAGCGACAGCAGCCAUAAUAACGACAGGAACGACAACAACAACAACAGCAGCAGCCGCUGCCGCAGCAGCGACAGCAUCAAUUGAAGCAGCAGCAACAACUGUGGCCGCAGCCGCAACAAGAGCAGAAACAAUUGAAAUCACAGUUGAUGAAAGCAGCGGCGCAUUAAUAGCAAACACAACAAGUUUACCGUUAUUGUCGGCAGCCUCGCCUGUGCUUGCGCCACUGAGUGCUGCGCUGCUAAGCGAAGCUGCAGCCUCUGCUUCAAUGGAACUUAUGGAAUUGGGCCAGCAGCCAGCGGGAGCGCAUACUCUGCGCUCUCGCUCGCCGCAAGCAGCAACCACUGCCGCCGUCGCAGCCGAGGUAGAGGAAGCGCUGCCUGCAUUGUUGGUUGCCGGCGCACAAACGCACCCGAUGCAACAAAUGGAAUGUAACAUGAGCAUGGCAGCUGGCAUGCCAUCAACAGCAGCAGCAGCACCAGCCGUAGCCACACUACAACAACAACAACAACUGCAACAGCAACUGCAACAGCAACAGCAACAUGUGGCCAUAAUUGCCGAUAACAACAAUGUAUCAUUAAGCUCCGCUGCUAGCGGUAUUAGCAGCGCAGUCGGCAGUGAAUUACUCAGUGAAGUUUCUGCAGCAACGUCAACAUCUGCUGCGGCGCUGGCAGUGGCGUCAACGCUGGCCGAACGUCGUGCGGUUGUCAGUCGUGAUUUGCGUUUGGAGUUGGCCGAUAGCACGUGCUACGGUGUGGGCGGCACGGGCUUGAGCUUUGGCGCGAGCAGUGCUGCUUGCGUUGGCAGCGGCAGCAGAAAACGCAAAACAAGCGAAAGCAACAACUCGCUGAAGAGCAAGAAAUUUCAUCGUCAUGAUGCUAUGGAUAAAAUUGUCAGUCCAGUGGUGCCACAGCCUGGGGCAUGGAAGCGACCACCGCGUCUACUACAGCCAACGGGAGCACGUAAACCGAAUACGCGUCGAUCGACAUCCUUUAGUGAAACUGAGCAAUUGAGCCCCGUAGAGGAAAUUCCGCCAAAGGCGCUUAUUGAACGUAAGUACUUGGAAGUUAAUUUAUUAUUAUGUCAACCGCUAAUGCUCAUAAUAUUAUCAGUGGAAAUACCUCGAGACGAUACGCCAGAUCUACCGGAGCAUGGAUUGACCAGUCCACUGAGCACUAUAUCAGCCACCACUUCGCAUACAGUUGGGGAAGCUGAGGCCUCAGCUGUGGCUGUAGAUGAGGCAGGCGCAGCGGCUGCGGCAGCGGCAACAGCGACGCAACCUGUAGUUGUGGGUUUGAUGCUGGAGCCAUCUAUAAUACCGCCGCUGGCUGUGAAGUUGCCCAAAUUCCGUGAGGAUGGGCUCAAGUAUCGCUACGGCAAUUUCGAUCGUUAUGUGGACUUUCGUCAGCUCAAUGAAUUUCGCGAUGUUAGACUGCAAGUGUUUGAGCGGCAUGUGGAGUUGUUUCAGAAUAAGGAUAUACUGGACAUUGGCUGCAAUGUGGGCCACAUGACCAUAACAGUGGCGCGACACUUGGCCCCCAAGAGCAUACUGGGCAUAGACAUAGAUCAGGAGCUGGUGGCGCGUGCGCGUCGCAAUUUGUCGAUAUUUGUGCGCAUACCCAAGGAGGAGCGAGCCCUGUUGGAGCUGAAGAAGGAAUCUCCAGCGAGUCAGCAGGCUGAAGUGGAUAAAGUUGAGCCUAAUGAGAGCAACUUGCAUAGGAGGACGCGACGCGGCAAAAAGCGACGCAAGGCCCAUGGUCAUGCUCAUCAUCACCACCAUCAUCAUCAUACUCAUAGUCACUUUGACUUGCAGCAGCAUCAAAAACUGGACGCUUUGCUGGUCAAGCCUCACGAAUUUUUCCCCAUUUCUUUUCCGCUCACAUAUGGCGGCAUACCCCACUUACCGCCCGCCGACAAAUCACCCGCCAGCAGCAGUCUGUCCGGCAAAAACCAAUUCCCGCAAAAUGUAUUCUUUAGACACACCAACUAUGUGCUCAAGGACGAAUCCCUAAUGUCCCACGACACCCAGCAGUACGAUCUCAUCUUGUGUCUAUCGGUAACCAAAUGGAUCCAUUUGAAUUUCGGCGAUGCCGGCCUCAAGCUGGCAUUCAAACGCAUCUUCAAUCAGCUGCGACCGGGUGGCAAACUCAUCCUUGAGGCACAGAACUGGGCGAGCUAUAAGAAGAAACGCAAUUUAACGCCUGAGAUCUACAACAACUACAAGCAAAUUGAAUUCUUUCCAAACAAGUUCCAUGAGUAUUUGCUUGGCCCCGAGGUGGGCUUCAGUCAUAGCUACACGCUGGGCGUGCCACGUCAUAUGAACAAGGGCUUCUGUCGUCCCAUACAGCUUUACGCCAAGGGCGACUAUACGCCGAAUCAUGUGCGCUGGAGCGAUGCGUACUACCCGCAAACACCCUACGAAGCUUAUCGCGGCAUUUAUGCCACCUUGCCGGCGCAUCGAAUGGGCGGCGGUGGCGGCAGCAGCGCGGGCGGCAGUCACAGCGGACACCAUGCGCAGCUGCAUUUGAUGAGCAGCUCGACGCGCUCGCAAACUUAUGAUACUCCGCAUUAUGCUGGCAGCGCUUCGGGUUCGGCGAGCUGCAGGCAGACGCCCAUGUACCAGCAUCAGCAUACCUACAAUCCGCUGGAGACGGACUCGUAUCAGCCCAGCUACGAUAUGGAGUAUCUGAACCAUAUGUAUGUGUUUGCCUCGCCGCUGUAUCAGACGGUUUGGUCGCCGCCCGCGUCGCUGCGCAGGAGCUCCUCGCAUACGCCGGUGUUUGGCAGCGUGCGUGAGGCUGAGCUGGAUGGUGAUGGCAGCAUUGGGGGCGGUGGCAGCGGCGGAGGCAGCUACCAUCGACAUGUCUACCCACCCAAUGACGAGACCUGUUCGCCCAAUGCGAAUGCCUGCAAUGCUUUUAAUUCGAUACGUGACGCUGAUACGGAUGACUCCAAUCAGCUGCCAGGCCUGAGUCGACGUCAUGUGUAUGCCACUAAUUGUGGCGAGAGCUCGUCUUCGCCACAAGUGAAUCAUCAUGAGGCGGCUGGCGAGUUUGUGGAUGCGCUAAUGGAUGAUGAGCAAAAGAGUUUGCCAACGGGCAGCGGCAGUGCCGCCUACUGUGAUUUAUCUGACGCUUAAGCAGGCGCUGACCAGGGGGAACCAAUUGUGUCAAAAGAAGAAAAAUCAUGAAGAAAAAUCAACAAAACAACUAACAAAAUUAUAAUUAAUAUUAAUAUUAUAACUGAGGUCUGUUGCAUAAAAAUUAAUGCUAAAUUCAAAAUCAAAUUUUGUACCGAAUUCGUAGCAGACCUCAACACGUAAACGAGACGCUUAUGAUUUUUGUAAUACAAGUAUAUACAUAAUAUAUAUGUAGUAGGUAUAUAU
Messenger RNA from Drosophila busckii, 5928 nucleotides. RefSeq names its product probable RNA methyltransferase bin3 (gene bin3). The transcript has 7 exons. The record is from RefSeq and is a predicted model, not a curated record. The coding region runs from base 910 to 5682 and encodes 1590 amino acids. Gene Ontology annotation, biological process: snRNA modification. Gene Ontology annotation, molecular function: snRNA binding; O-methyltransferase activity; RNA methyltransferase activity. NCBI's taxonomy places the organism in Eukaryota, Metazoa, Arthropoda, Insecta, Diptera, Drosophilidae.